ACCUCAGCUCCCGGCUGACUGUGAAGGGGUUGUAUUUAUUACUCAUACACUUGUAGGUACCCGGCUCAACCGGCCUCAUGGUGCCUAGCUGUGACAGCACUCGCGUCCCGGUUCCCCGGGCACACGGCGACCCAGCCGGUAAAGCACCUCGUUUACCCUCCCGGGCUGUCCCCGACGGAGCCGGCGAGUCCCUGGGACCAACCCACGCCUCAGUCAACCGCCCUGAGCCUGAGUCGGAGGUGUUUGAGAUCACGGACUUCACCACCGCCUCCGAGUGGGAGAGGUUUAUUUCAAAAAUAGAAGAAGUAUUGAAUGACUGGAAACUUAUUGGGAUUUCUCCAGGCAAACCUCUAGAAAAGGGUGUAUACACCACAGGAGCAUGGGAAGAGAAAUCAGAUGAAAUUUCGUUUGCAGACUUCAAAUUCUCAAUUACCCAUCAUUAUCUUGUACAAGAACCCAGUGACAAAGAUGGGAAAGAAGAACUGGUAGAAGAUGCCCUUCCUCUGCCUAUGCAGGACUUGCUGUGCAUGAACAAUGACUUUCCUCCUAGAGCUCACUGUCUGGUAAGAUGGUACGGCUUACGUGAGUUUGUGGUUAUUGCUCCAGCUGCAAAUAACGAUGCAGUUCUUAGUGAAUCCAAAUGUAACCUUUUGCUGAGUUCUGUUUCCAUUGCAUUGGGGAACACUGGCUGUCAGGUACCAUUAUUUGUGCAAAUACAUCAUAAAUGGCGGCGAAUGUAUGUUGGAGAAUGUCAGGGUCCGGGAGUUCGAACUGACUUUGAAAUGGUUCAUCUUCGCAAAGUGCCAAACCAGUACACUCAUUUAUCAGGAUUACUGGAUAUCUUCAAAUCCAAGAUUGGAUGCUCUUUAACACCGCUGCCUCCUAUUAGCAUGGCUAUUCGGCUUACAUAUGUGCUUCAAGACUGGCAGCAGUAUUUCUGGCCACAGCAGCCACCAGAUAUAGAUGCUCUGGUUGGGGGAGAAGUUGGAGGCUUGGAGUUUGGGAAGUUACCACUUGGUGCCUGUGAGGAUCCUAUUAGUGAGCUUCAUUUAGCUACUACAUGGCCUCACCUAACAGAAGGUAUAAUUGUCGAAAAUGAUGUUUAUUCUGACCUGGAUCCUAUUCAAGCACCCCAGUGGUCCGUGAGAGUCAGAAAAGCAGAUAACCCUCAGUGUCUGUUGGGUGACUUUCUUACUGAAUUCUUCAAGCUUUGCCGUCGGAAGGAGUCGACUGAUGAGAUACUUGGAAGGUCUGCAUUUGAAGAGGAAGGAAAAGAGGUGGCUGAUAUUACCCACGCUUUGUCGAAGCUCACAGAGCCAGCACCAGUCCCAAUCCAUAAAUUAUCAGUAACAAAUAUGGUUCACAGUGCAAAGAAAAAAAUUCGCAAACACAGAGGUGUAGAUGAGUCACCUUUAAACAAUGAAGUUCUGAACACUAUUCUUCUGUUCUUAUUUCCUGAUGCUGCUGACAAACUCGCAGAUGGAUUUGAAAGCAGAACUAAUGCUUCAGCAGGAAACAAUCCUCCUCCAGAGAAUGAAGAUUAUAAUCUCUUCAGUCAGUUUAAAUCUGCUCCUUCUGAUAGUCUGACGUACAAACUAGCUUUAUGUCUUUGUAUGAUAAACUUCUACCAUGGAGGAGUAAAAGGAGUGGCACAUCUUUGGCAAGAAUUUGUGUUAGAAAUGCGCUACAGAUGGGAGAACAACUACCUUAUUCCAGGAUUAGCUAAUGGCCCUCCAGAUCUGAGAUGUUGUUUACUGCAUCAGAAACUUCAGAUGUUAAACUGUUGCAUUGAAAGAAAGAAAGCAAGAGAUGAGGGGAAAAGGGGGAGCAUGUCUGAUCGUUCACCCAGUGGUACUUCUGGUGAUGCUGGAAAAGGAGUGGACCACUCUGGAGAUAAUCCCGAUAAGGAAAAAGAAGUUGGCAAAUCCUGGGAAUCGUGGAGUGACAGUGAAGAGGAAUUUUUUGAAUGUCUAAGUGACACAGAAGAUCUUAAAGGAAAUGGGCAGGAAAAUGGAAAGAAAGGAGGAGCAAAAGAAGGCAACAAAGAACCUGUAAACCUAAAACCAGAAGGUCGUCUGCAUCCGCAUGGAAAGCUGACGCUGCUGCAUCCAGGAGAGCCUCUCUACGUUCCAAUAACACAGGAACCAGCGCCCAUGACUGAAGAUUUGCUGGAAGAACAGUCCGAGGUACUGGCAAAACUAGGGACAUCAGCAGAAGGUGCUCAUCUUCGGGCACGCAUGCAGAGUGCCUGCUUGCUCUCAGAUAUGGAGUCUUUUAAGGCAGCUAAUCCUGGCUGUUGUUUGGAGGAUUUUGUGAGGUGGUACUCCCCUCGGGAUUACAUCGAAGAGGAAGUGGUUGAUGAAAAGGGGAAUAUAGUAAUUAAGGGUGAGCUGAGUGCCCGAAUGAAGAUUCCCAGCAACAUGUGGGUGGAGGCCUGGGAAACAGCCAAACCAGUCCCAGCCCGGAGGCAGAAGAGACUCUUCGAUGACACCAGAGAAGCAGAGAAGGUGCUUCAUUACCUUGCAGUUCAGAAACCAGCUGACCUUGCAAGGCAUCUCCUGCCUUGCAUCAUCCAUGCAGCUGUACUCAAGGUAAAGGAAGAAGAAGCACUAGAAGAUAUAUCUUCAGUUAAGAAGAUUAUUAAGCAGAUAAUAUCCCAUUCCAGUAAAGUUCUACGAUUCCCCAAUCCAGAGGAGAAGAAGUUGGAAGAAAUCAUUGCCCAGAUCAUGAGUGUGGAAGCUAUCAUUGCCAGGGCCAGGUCUCUGAAAGCAAAAUUUGGGGUAGAGAAAUGUGAAAAUGAGGAGGAGAAAGAAGAUCUGCAAAGAUUUGUAAACUGUCUGCUGGAGCAGCCGGAAGUGUCAGUUGUUGGUGCAGGAAGAGGACCUGCUGGCAGCAUUAUUCACAAGCUGUUCGUGAAUGCUCAGAGGCUGACUGAAUCUUCUGAUGAGGUUUCUGCAGUGCCUCCGCUUGACGAGGACUUGAGGAGAUCGGGUCCAGCAGAGGAGCGACGACCCAACGCGGGGAGUGUUGCAGACUUCCCACCACCUACGGGCCGGGAGGUGAUUCUGCGCACGACCGUCCCCCGCCCGGCCCCCUACUCCAAACCCCUGCCCCAGCGCAUGUACAGCGUGCUCACCAAGGAGGACUUCCGACUUGCAGGUGCCUUUUCAGCAGAUACAACGUUCUUCUGACGGCUCGGGCUGUGGUAAUCUUGUGUGUCUUCAAAAGCAGCACGCCCUUAGUUUUCCUUUGGGGAAAAGGAACGUUGCACAUUGACUGGCUUGUGGUGAGGAGACAAUACAGUCGUCGUUAGGGACAGAGUGUCAUAUUCCCAAGGACGGAACUGAACUGAGAGCCAAGGAUGGCUGUAAGCAACUCUUAACUUGGAGGUGUGGAAUGGCUUCGUGAGUAGUUCUAAUCAGAUCUUUGGGGAUGAAAGCUUUGCAGUCUCCUCUCUGUCCAAAGGGGGUCUAUUAUUUUAUUUUGCAUUAGCUUGUUUCCUAAAGGACAUAAAUGGGCUGUAUGCAAAUACUUCAUCUUGAAAUCCAUGCAGAAUGUGCUACUUUACAGUUCUUAAUCAGACUUUAUCAAGUGACGGUAGUAAUCUACUUAAAUUCAUGUGCAAAUACUAAGUAAUUUGUAUUUAUUGCUAAUCAUAAAUAUUGAGCCCAGUAUUUUUUGGUUAAUCACUAAGUUGCAAGUGCUUCUACACUAGCCUUAUUUUUAUUUCAAGUAUACAGUACCUUCUAGUUCAUGCUAAACUCUCCUAGCAGGGCAGCAGUUGUCCAAAAAGAUCGUGUCUUGGGUACUUCUCCCAGACAGAAAUAAAUACAUUUGGGGCUGUAAACCUGAUAGCCUGAGGUGGAUUGCUGGUGGUUUUGGAUGCUUUAUGCCCUUCCCUGCCUGCGAGGGGCAAAGCUGGACAUAAAGGACAGACAUGGAGGUGUUUUACUGCAAGCAACCUGCUGGCGUGUACGGAGUCUGUUGGAAUGCAAUACGUGUCUCUGACCUCAUGUGAUGAGACAAUUCUAUCCCCUGCUGGAAACUAACCCCAGUGGAUAUCGUGCAAACACUACCAUGUGUAUGUGCCAAUGUUGCUUCACAGUGAUCCUCGUGUUUUAAUGAGAAUUGGCAAAAGAUCAGCACCACUUUACAAACUGAAAUGUAAAACCAGCUACAGUAUUGUUGACAUUACUCAAUAAAUACAAACUUAGUAGCAGCUCGCAGA
Messenger RNA from Strigops habroptila (Kakapo), 4228 nucleotides. RefSeq names its product RAB3 GTPase activating protein catalytic subunit 1 (gene RAB3GAP1). Gene Ontology annotation, molecular function: GTPase activator activity. NCBI's taxonomy places the organism in Eukaryota, Metazoa, Chordata, Aves, Psittaciformes, Psittacidae. Bases 78 to 3191 code for a protein of 1037 amino acids. Gene Ontology annotation, biological process: positive regulation of GTPase activity. The transcript has 25 exons. The record is from RefSeq and is a predicted model, not a curated record.